AUGAAGACUUUCAUCAGUCUCGGCUUCGCGGCCUCCCUCGCAACUCUCACCUUUGCAUACACCACUACCCAACACAGCCCAGUGGGAGACCUCAAAAUCAAGAGAGGCUUCCUCACCUGCCAGGAAACCUAUGGUGGAGGUUCUGUCACCUGCGGUAACAGUUCCAGCCACUACUGCUACGAUCCCACUCUCGGAGAAAGCUGCUGCCUCCUCGACAAUGGUUACUGCAAAUCAGGCGAUUUCUGCGCCCCUGUGGUGGCUGGAUUUUGUUGUCACAACGCAAGUCCCAAUCCUAUUCUACCAAAUUCCAUAUGUCUAACAACCACCAAGGGCGAAGAUCCAGCUACCUGCGCAGCUCGUCUAUCCUUCACCAUUACCCCUUCCUCCGAAACCGCGGCCCAAACCACCAGUGACAUCGCCGCUGCAUUCACAACCCACAUCCCCAGCGCCGCAACCACCGAAGUCCUCGCUGUUGACUCAACCUCUGUUCCAGUUCCUACAGCUACCUUUAGAAGCUUAGGUGCAGCAGCCUCAACCACGGCGAGCGUAGGCGGUAUAACGCCAGAUUUCACAGCGAUGAUUAACCAGACGGCUCCAAGUGCUGCUUCGAGUGUGGGGCUGGGUGCGGGAGCCGUUGCGUUCACGGGUGCGGCGAGGAGGAUGGAUCUGGGGAUGGGUGUUGGUGGACUCCUUGGUGUUGCGGCUGUGGCUGGGUUGGUGCUUUAAGAGUCGGGGUGAAAGGGGGGCUGGAAGGAGAAGGAUGGAAGCAAGAAGGGUGGCUAAAAGGUGCUGAGGUGAAGUGGGUGUGAGUAGAGUCGGUGCCUUUUUGUUUAGCUGCCUUGUUUUAGUAGUGUAGAAUUCGUAUCCACUAUGCAUAAUAAAAUGAAGUUCGUAAUGAACCAUGAUUUCCGGUAUUAUCGCUUUUGCCUAGACAGCCCGCCUAUGAAGGUAAAACUCCAUUCCAUCUAUAUUCAACCUCGUCACCGUAAUCGUCAAACUCACGCUUCUUCGGAACCCACUAGAUGAUUUCGGAUUCAGCAUUACCUAAUUCGAGGUUGUCUGUGAAGAGGUGUCUUGAUUUUAUCCUUAUCUGAGCGAUUCGUGACCGAAGACUCCACUUCUCUUCCAUCGUCGUUCCAGAUCGUCGGUUCGAAUCAGAAUGGCUAGUUUGCUCGCAGGCUGUGCA
Messenger RNA from Hyaloscypha bicolor E, 1186 nucleotides. RefSeq lists its product as uncharacterized. The record is from RefSeq and is a predicted model, not a curated record. The transcript is spliced from 2 exons. Lineage: Eukaryota; Fungi; Ascomycota; Leotiomycetes; Helotiales; Hyaloscyphaceae. The coding region runs from base 1 to 726 and encodes 241 amino acids.